UUGUAUGUGUCCGUAUGUGUUUUUUAUUGCGGAUGGCUUAAGCGGUCGCCAGAAACCGGCUCAGUGUUGUGGAAGGCGGCGAAGGAGAAAGAAAGAGAAGAAUCUUUCAGUUUGUUACGGUUUUGGGAAAGAAAGGUGUUGCAAGAUCGAAUGGCAAGAGAAUAAAGAACAGAAAAAAAAAAAAAAAAGAAGCAAGAGAGAAAGAGUGUGGAAAGAAAAAAAGGGAAAAAGACUAGAAGAAACAACUAGAAGAGCAACAGAGAAUUAAAUAUAUAAUAAAAAAAGGAAUAUAUAUAUAUAUACAUUAGCAACAACAAAUCUGAGAAAAUUUAAUAACAAUUGGAUUUUGGAUAUACAAGAUAUACAAGAAGGUGGAAACAUGUACGGGACACUGACGGCACAUUUGAAACGAAUUAAGGUCCCUUCGACUGGAGAUAAAGUUUUUAAAGACGAAUGUGCUUACUCAUUCGACACACCGGAGAGUGAAACUGGUUUGUACAUUUGUAUGAAUACAUUUCUGGGUCUAGGCAAGCUGUACGUAGAAGAACAUUUCAAAAAGACUGGCAAUGGUGUCUUCUUGCAUAUUAAACGGAGGAGAAAAACAAUUCAGAAAGCUUCAGAAGAUCCUCCUCCCUUGAAGAAACCCACUCGACUUGCUAUUGGUGUUGAAGGAGGUUUUGAUGCUAACCAGAAGUCUUUUGAGUUUGUUGAAGAUAUAUCUGUGCUUGCCCUGCCUGACUGGAAUGUUCUUCCAUAUCCAGACCCGCAAUUACCUGAAAUUGUGAACCUGUCGGCUAUUGCCAUCAUUGAGGCUGAAGACGCUCUGAAGAUGGAAGAAGCAGCAUUAGCAACAGGAUCUUGGGAAGGGGACAAGAGAAUCAUAAGCAAACAUGCUGAAAAUCUGCUCCAACUGGACAAUGGCAAGAAGAUCCCGCCAACUGGCUGGAAGUGUGAAAUGUGUGAACUGACCACUAACUUGUGGCUCAACCUCACAGACGGUGCCAUCCUAUGUGGGCGCCGUUUCUUUGAUGGCAGUGGCGGUAACAAUCAUGCUGUUGAUUAUUACAACAUAACCAAGUACCCUCUUGCUGUGAAGCUGGGUACUAUAACAGCUGACGGUGCCGAUGUUUACUCUUAUGAUGAAGACGACAUGGUAGAAGAUCCAUACCUUGCCAAACACCUGGCCCAUUUUGGCAUCAACAUUGCCUCUUUGCAAAAGACAGAAAAAACAAUGGUUGAGCUGGAGAUAGACUUGAAUCAGAAGAUCGGUGAAUGGGAUGUGAUUCAGGAGUCUGGCAGUCAGCUGACCCCCCUCUAUGGGCCAGGCUGCACGGGUAUGCGUAACCUUGGCAACAGUUGCUAUAUGAAUUCUGUGAUGCAGGUGAUUUUCACCAUCCCAGAUUUUCAGGAAAAGUACUUUGAUUGUAGAGAUGCCAUCUUUGCUGGUGCUCCAGUUAAUCCGACCUCUGACUUCAAUGUUCAAAUGGCCAAGUUAGCUCAUGGUCUUCUUUCUGGUGAAUAUUCUAAACCACCAAAUGAGACAGAGAUAGAUGAAGAAUAUAUGCCGCCACCUAAAGGAAUCCGACCACAGAUGUUCAAGACGCUGGUUGGCAGAGGUCAUCCAGAGUUUUCUUCCAAGCGCCAACAAGAUGCUGAAGAAUAUUUCCUCCACCUCAUCAAUUUCAUUGAGCGCCAAGGACCACAUUUACCAAAAGCUACCGACUGUUUCAAGUACAAGGUGGAAGAAAAAGUGAAGUGUGUGGCGUCGGGCAAAGUACGAUACACAUACAGAACUGACUACGUCUUUGCGGUCCCUGUGCACUUAGAUGCAGCUAUCAAUAAAGAUGAAUUUUCUGCAUAUGAAGCUAAAAAAGCACUCCUAGAAGCCCAAGGCCAGAAAACUUCCCCUGAAGCUCUAGUACGACCGCGGAUACCUCUGACGUCUUGCAUAGAAGCUUUCGCAGCUGUUGAAACUGUUGACGAUUUCUUUAGUGCGGCGCUUCAGUCAAAGUCCAUUGUCCACAAAACCACGCGAUUUGCCUCUUUCCCUAAUUAUCUAAUGGUACAUUUGAAUAAAUUCAUUAUUGGAAAUGAUUGGGUCCCUAAAAAACUAGAUGUGUCAAUGGACAUUCCUGAUGAAUUAGAUUUGACCGGUCUCCAAGGUACUGGCUUGUUGCCAGGGGAAGAAGAAUUGCCCACAGAAUCUACAGAACCUGAGAUUCGGAUUGAUGACAGUUUGGUCUCUCAGCUUUUAGACAUGGGUUUUCCACUCGAGGCCUGCCAGAAGGGUGUUUACUAUACUCAGAACAAUGGUUUGGAAGCUGCAACUAACUGGGUUAUGGAACAUAUGAGUGAUCCAGAUUUUGAUUCUCCACUUGAACUCCUUAGUAAUAAACAGAGUAAUUCUACAGACAGUUGUCCUGAUGAGAACUCUUUAGCCAUCAUAAUGUCAAUGGGUUUUAGCCGAAACCAGGCCAUUAAAGCCAUGAAAGCCACCGACAACAAUGUAGAAAGGGCUGUCGACUGGGUCCUCAGCCACACAGCUGAGUUGGAUGCUGAGAUGAACUCUGAACCUGAGCCUCUGUCAACAUCACAAUCAUGUGACGAGCGACAAGAAGGACACAUCUACAGUGAUGGAUCAGGAAAAUACAAACUAGUGGCCUUUAUCAGUCACAUGGGAACGUCAACACUGGUGGGACAUUAUGUGUGUCACAUCUUGAAGGAUGACCGUUGGGUGAUAUACAACGACGAGAAGGUUGCACUGUCUGAGCACCCACCCAAAGACCUUGGCUAUCUCUAUUUCUACAAAAGAAUGUGAUGAUGAUGAUGAUGAUAUGUUUUGUAAUUUUUUUUAGCUUUUACUUUAUAUUUUCUAUUUAUUUAUUAAUAUUAUUACCACCAUUUUACAACUAUUGCUACUACUACUAC
Molecule: messenger RNA, 2928 nt
Organism: Octopus sinensis (East Asian common octopus)
Lineage: Eukaryota; Metazoa; Mollusca; Cephalopoda; Octopoda; Octopodidae
Product: ubiquitin carboxyl-terminal hydrolase 5
Exons: 21
Coding region: 380-2818 (812 amino acids)
Biological process (GO): protein deubiquitination
Molecular function (GO): protein binding; cysteine-type deubiquitinase activity; zinc ion binding
Source: RefSeq, a predicted model, not a curated record